GGCCAGGCUGAUCUCGAACUUGUGACCUCAGGUGAUCCGCCCGCCUCGGCCUCCCAAGGUUCUGGGAUUAGAAAGUGUGAGCCGCCCCCCGCCGGUUGAACAUCUGAAGCUUCUAAAGCGAACUCUUAGGUUUCAUUGGCACGAGGGGCUCGAACCAGGUCAGCCUUCCAGGCGUCAGUGCCCAAUGCUUGGCAUCUACUCACAGAAACCAGGAAUGAGGGGCUGGAGGCGGAAACAGCUUGAAGAAAGAGGUAGAGGCCAGGGAGUGAGGACGGUGUCUCCUUUUCCUGGAAGUUGGUAAUUCAGGCAGAAGGAAAUUGGAUGAGCUUCCAGAACACCCGGGGGGCCAGGUGGCCCCGAUCCCACCUCCACUGCGGAGACGCGGCCCCUUUAAGGCUCCCGGAAACGGUCCCACAGGACCGGAAGUGACCCUCUUUAUUUCUCUGCCUCACGUGGUGCGGGCAGGAAGUGACGCGCGUGGCCCGGGAGCUGCGGACGCAGAGGCCGACGGAGCUGGAGUCGCAGACGCCGCGGGGUCUCCGGGACAGGAACCCUCAGUGCUGUGUCUAGAUUCUGCAGGGGAGGUUUGCUGGGAUCUUGACCCCACCGAGCCAGCGAAAUGGCAGCCACACUCGAUUUGAAAUCAAAGGAGGAGAAGGAUGCCGAGUUGGACAAGAGGAUCGAGGCUCUUCGGCGGAAGAAUGAGGCCCUCAUCCGGCGCUACCAGGAGAUUGAGGAAGACCGUAAGAAAGCUGAACUUGAGGGAGUCGCGGUCACAGCUCCCCGAAAGGGCCGCUCAGUGGAGAAGGAAAAUGUGGCAGUGGAGUCGGAGAAGAACCUGGGUCCUUCCCGGAGGUCUCCUGGGACCCAUCGGCCCCCAGGGGCCAGCAAGGGGGGCCGGACUCCUCCACAGCAGGGAGGCCGGGCUGGCAUGGGCCGAGCAUCGCGCAGCUGGGAGGGAAGUCCUGGGGAGCAGCCUCGAGGAGGAGGAGGAGCUGGGGGCCGUGGCCGGAGGGGCCGGGGCCGGGGUUCCCCUCACCUCUCUGGAGCUGGAGACACCUCAAUCUCUGACCGUAAAUCUAAGGAGUGGGAGGAGCGGCGCAGACAGAACAUUGAGAAGAUGAACGAGGAGAUGGAGAAGAUCGCCGAAUACGAGCGCAACCAGCGGGAAGGGGUGCUUGAACCCAACCCGGUGCGGAACUUCCUGGAUGAUCCCCGGCGACGCAGUGGGCCCCUGGAGGAAUCUGAGCGGGACCGCCGGGAGGACAGCCGCCGGCAUGGUCGCAACUGGGGGGGCCCUGACUUUGAGCGGGUGCGCUGUGGCCUCGAGCACGAGCGGCAGGGCCGCCGAGCUGGCCUGGGCAGUGCUGGAGACAUGACGUUGUCCAUGACGGGCCGGGAGCGGUCGGAGUACCUGCGCUGGAAGCAGGAGAGGGAGAAGAUCGACCAGGAGCGGCUGCAGAGGCACCGCAAACCCACUGGCCAGUGGCGGCGCGAGUGGGACGCCGAGAAGACUGAUGGGAUGUUCAAGGAUGGCCCAGUCCCUGCCCAUGAACCAUCCCACCGCUAUGAUGACCAGGCCUGGGCCCGGCCCCCGAAGCCCCCUACGUUUGGGGAGUUCCUGUCCCAGCGCAGAGCUGAGGCCAGCAGCCGCAGGAGGAGAAAGAGCAGUCGGCCUCAGGCCAAGGCAGCACCCCGGGCCUACAGUGACCAUGAUGAUCGCUGGGAGACAAAAGAGGGGGCAGCAUCCCCAGCCCCUGAGGCUCCACAGCCCACUUCCCCUGUGGAGACAUCCACGCAGCUACCCAAGAUCCCAGCUCCUGCACACCAGCCUCCCGAAGACAAGGGGGAAGAGAACGAGGGGGAAGAGGAUGAAGAAUGGGAGGACAUAAGUGAGGAUGAGGAGGAGGAGGAGGAGGAGGAGAUCGAGGUGGAAGAAGGUGAUGAGGAGGAGGAACCAGCCCAAGACCACCAAGCCCCAGAGGCCGCCCCCACUGGGAGCCCCUGCAGUGAGCAGACCCACGGAGUCCCCUUCAGUCCAGAGGAGCCCCUGCCGGAGCCCCAGGCCCCUGGCACGCCUUCCAGCCCUUUCUCACCACCCAGCGGCCACCAGUCCGUGUCCGAUUGGGGUGAAGAGGUGGAGCUGAAUUCUCCCCGGACCACCCACCCGGCUGGUGCCCUCUCUCCGGGAGGUGGCCAGUCAGCCCCUGCCUCCCUGGAGAGUGGGCCCAGCCUCCCAGGAACCCAGAAAGCUGAAGAGGAAGGGUCUGAGGCAAUUCCAGAGGCGGGCCCCGAGGGCCAGGAGACGGCGGAGAUCACCGACUUCCAGAGGGUGCGUUUCUGCAAGGUGGUGGCGGCCCCUCCGCCGCCGGGGGCCGCUCGCUGACCGCGCCCGCCGGACCGCGGCCUCCGCGCUCUGCACUAACCUCCCAUCGCCUCGCUUCUCUGUCCUCUGCUUCUGCCACACUCCAGCCAGGAGAGGGUUAAAUGUAAGGGGGGAGGAGCCAGGGUUUGCGAGCCGGGCGGGGCCAGGGCAGUAGUCGGUGCAGGCCCCACCAACGGGGGACGUCGCGGUACCGGGACGGCUGGGACGCUUCCGCGUUAGCCUCCCAUGGAGGCCCUGGGCGGCUCGGGUCGAAUUUCCCGCCUCCAGGAUUGCAUCCGAGGCCUGGCAGAUAGCCGGUGACUCUUCCGAAGGGCUUGAAUUACUCGGGCACCAGCCUUGUCUUAUUAAACGCAAUGCUUCCGCUCA
This is a messenger RNA of Chlorocebus sabaeus (green monkey), 2752 nucleotides long. RefSeq names its product coiled-coil domain containing 9 (gene CCDC9). The record is from RefSeq and is a predicted model, not a curated record. Lineage: Eukaryota; Metazoa; Chordata; Mammalia; Primates; Cercopithecidae.